AGUUAUUCGAAUAGAAUCUAUAAACAGAUUGAAAGCAAUAUGGAAAGCUCAUCCAAGAAGUUGGUAUUAACUCCGGUUAUAACGACAUCAAAAAUUCCAAUAUUGGCCAUCAUUUCGGGAUACUGCUACAAAAAAAUACCACAGAGAUGUAUACCUCCAAUUCUUUCGAUUCUGGUAGAAAUGAUCGAAAACGAACCCGACAAAAAUUGUAGCUCUGGUGCAGAGUAUGACAUUGUCCAGAAAUUUUUUCCUUCCUUGUCAGAGAUUAUGGAAUUAGUGGGAUCGUCAAUACGCUCAUUUUUUAAUUCCUCUGGGGUGAAAGAAAAGGAGACAGUGGAGCGUGACAUAAAGUCAAUUCAUUACUACCUGCUACAGCAAAUGUGGCAAUUGAAAUCGUACGAUGAUUUCUUUACUUUUUUGCUUUCUUCAGCCAACUUGUUGAUUGACCCAAGCCCCCAACUAAUAGGCUCUGCAAGAGGUUUACCAAAUAUCAACAAACCUAAAAAAUCACUUUAUUGCUCAAGUUUUCUUGGCAGCUUUAUUUCAGUAAUUGCAUUGGGUGUGACAACGCUAACCUUUGAAGAAGGAAUACAAAUAUGGAAAGGCUUCUUGCUGUAUAGGAAAGAAACAGAAUUACAUUGGAUUACUUUAAACGGAGUUGAUAGUACACUUGAGUUCAAUAACGCUAAAGACUACAGCACCUACUCAAUGUUUGAGAAAGACAUUUUACCUAAUGCAACCAUAGGGAUAAAUGAAUCAACAUCCCUGGUGUAUUCUCAUAUGGAUCUUGCGAGUUUAUUUCAGUCACAAGUUUCCACUUUACAAAGGAAAUCGUCCUCUUUGCCCAAGUCCUUAACGGAAUUACUCAGCUCGUUGUCUCAAUCGGAUAGAAGCCUUAUACCGUCUUCGUACCAUGUGGAGCAUUUGAAUAGCUGGAGGCAGGCUGAUUACGAUAAAUCAUUUGAUUCUCUCCAUAGAUAUUUUGACUACAUGAUGUCGAAUAGAAGGCAGUACUUUUAUCAUUAUGCCCUUUUAGCUUUGGCAACCUUGCAUAGUUCUUUUGGAGCAAAUAAAGAAGCACUGAGAGCCAUUGAUGAAGCUAUUCUAGUUGCCCGAGAAAAUAAAGAUUUAGAUUGCUUAAACUACUUACUCACUUGGCUAUUGAACUUUAUUAUCUCCAAGCCACAGCACUUUGUCAAACUGAAGGACCACCCAUCGAGAUCCGAAAUUAUGGAUUUCUUACGUCUCAAAACUAAAGAAACAAAGAAUCUAUCAUUGCAGUCAAUUUCAUUUCAGUUUGAAGUAGUUGUUUCUUUACUUGAGGGAUCAAGCUUGACUGUUGUAAUGGAAAAUAUGGUUAAAACCUUUUAUCUGAUAUUGAAUUUUGAGGAUACUGACGAACUAAAGGGAAUCUUCAUAACUGCAUGCCAGGUGGCAGAUACAAUUUGGAAAAGAAUUGGUUAUCCUUCAAUUGGAAACCUUUACCUAGAAACAGCAAUUGAUUUUGCUAAAGAAAAAAAUAAUGAAUUUGAUCUUAUUCUCUUAUAUAUAAGAAAAGCAAAUGACCUAUAUUUUGUGGGGGAAAUAGAUGAAAGUUUUCAACUACUAUCAUCAGUUAAAGAUUCGGCUUUAAAGGAUCUUUCAAUGUCAAAGAAAUGGAAAAUGGGACACGAUAUCAUACUUUUCUAUCAUUACCUGAAUCAAUGCAAAUACCCUCAGAGCGAUAUUUUAAUGGACAACAUGAUAGCCCUGGCUGAAGGCUUGGACGACCAAGAAGUUACAAAUGAGUUGAUUUAUCAACGAGCAAUUUACAAUUUGAAAAUCAAUAAUAUUACCGAAGGCAUUGGCAUUAUCACGAAACAACUGACGUCAAUGAAAGAAAACUCUUUGGUUUACAACAAUCAUUGGUUUAUAAGAUUUCAAGUCCUUCUAUCUUAUACUUUUACGAAUUACACACCAUAUCCUGAAAGAGGUAUAUCUAUAUUACUCAGUGCGGCCAAUCGUGCACAUGCUUGCUCACUUAUAUUCAACCUCUGCGAAUGUAUUAUAUGCUUGUGUAAUCUGUUGUUAAAGGUGGACCCAAUCCAAUCGAUUCCCGACGUUAAGGAUUUACUUUCUGAAUUUUUACCUAAAAUUUUAGAAAUAAAAAGAGUUGAUAUGAUAGCUGAUGCAUACCAUAUACUAUCCAUAGUCGAGUUCAUAGAGUUUGAGGAAACUCGAGGAACUUUGACUUCUGAUGAAUUUAACACAAAAGUUGCCAUUGUGUUGAAGUACUUGAGUAUUUCAAUGAAUGGUUAUGAAAAAAUGUUUGACUAUGUCAACUUGAGGAAAUCAUUAGCUUUCGAAAAGAAGGUGGCUCAUACAUGUUUUUUGCAUGAUCUGGUAAAAAAAAAUGCAUCUAAACUAAAGGAACUUGAUCUUUCCUUACUAAAGGAGCUUAAUGACCCAAACUCAUGACUCUUUCUAAAACUAGCCUACGAUGUUUAUAGCUUGUCCUUAUUUUUUCCUACAUAAAUCUAUAUUGUUUGAUAAACAUUUGAUCACCAAUCG
Molecule: messenger RNA, 2550 nt
Organism: Pichia membranifaciens NRRL Y-2026
Lineage: Eukaryota; Fungi; Ascomycota; Pichiomycetes; Pichiales; Pichiaceae
Exons: 1
Coding region: 40-2457 (805 amino acids)
Biological process (GO): anaphase-promoting complex-dependent catabolic process; positive regulation of mitotic metaphase/anaphase transition; protein K11-linked ubiquitination
Cellular component (GO): anaphase-promoting complex
Source: RefSeq, a predicted model, not a curated record